This is a messenger RNA of Plectropomus leopardus (leopard coralgrouper), 3257 nucleotides long. RefSeq names its product zinc finger and BTB domain containing 49 (gene zbtb49). Gene Ontology annotation, molecular function: protein binding; DNA-binding transcription factor activity, RNA polymerase II-specific; RNA polymerase II cis-regulatory region sequence-specific DNA binding. Gene Ontology annotation, biological process: regulation of transcription by RNA polymerase II. Lineage: Eukaryota; Metazoa; Chordata; Actinopteri; Perciformes; Serranidae. The record is from RefSeq and is a predicted model, not a curated record.
CCCGGAAGUGCGGUGACGUUAUUUUAACUCUGGAAAAGUGACCCAUCAUCCAAAUAAAAGGUGGCCUCCUCAGCUCUGUUUUGAUGGAGAAGUAGGAGCAGACAGGCUCAUCAGCUGAGGGACCAUGGACACCUUGUCCAGCCACAGCUCCUACCUCCUGCAGCAGCUGCAGGAGCAGAGGAUUCAGGGUCUGCUCUGUGACUGCAUGCUGGUGGUCAAAGGUGUCUGCUUCAAAGCCCACAAAAAUGUCCUGGCAGCUUUCAGCUCCUAUUUCAGGUCUUUAUUCCAAAAUUCCCCCAGUCAGAAGAAUGAGGUGUUCAACUUGGUCAUCCAGGAUGUCGGCGGCAUCGGCCAAAUAUUGGACUACAUGUACACCUCGCAUCUUGACAUAAACCAAGAUAAUGUCCAAGCACUCCUGGACAUCGCUCACAGUUUGCAGGUUCCAAAUGUUCAGAGCAUGUGUAACGCUUUCCUCAGGCCUUGUCCUCCACCGGUGGAAAUCCCGUCAUUUUCUCUUCCGGGCAUGCUGGGCUCUGAGCACGACUGCCUCUUGGGGAGCAGUCUUUCUCAGGAUGUUGACCUCCACUGUCCUCCUGAAACCCAGAGGCCUAGCUUCAGUGGUGAGAUGGACCAAGCCAAAAGGAUGCCUGUUUCUGUGCCUAAUAGCAGCUCAAACUGUGACACAAUUAGCAACACUCAGGCACCUGUAGAAAAACAGCUUGUGCACGGCUACAAGCUCCGUAACUUCUACAGUAAGCAGUACUUCAAACAAAGUGCACUGCAGACAAAUAGUGCAGCUUUAAAUCAAGGCCCAGGUCCUUUGGUUCUGGUGGGAGAGCAGCAGUGUCAUCUCGGGGUCAGCCAGGGAGGCAGCCACACUCCUGUUUGUUUAGGAAACACAGUUCAGCCCAAUCCUCCCAGCACAUCUGUGGCAGUUGAGAAGAAUCCCGUCUCUUCUUUAACACCCUCAGAUAAUUUAAACACCCCCAACUCUAACUCGGCAGACUCCAUGCUCAACAAGCCAGUUCGUCCCAAGAAGGCUGUGUACCUGAAGAAGUACAACUACCUCCGGUCUCAGAAGGCUCUGGAGGAGAUGUUUGCCGAAUCAGUCACUGAACCUGUCCUCAGCUGUCCCAAAGAGAGUCAUCAAGAAGAGUCUGUUGUCCAGAGUGAAGCGUCAGAACCUCCUGCUGAGGUUCUAAACGCAGACAGCGAGCAGGUUACAGAGACAGCUACAGAUGUUCAACUUCCCAGUCCUCCGCCUGUGAACCAAGAAGAGCAAAAUCUGCCAACUGUGCCAGAGCCACCGCAGCAGAUAGGAAACAAGCAGUAUUGUUGUGAGGUGUGCGGGAAGAUCUUCAAACACCCCAGCAACCUGGAGAUGCACAAGCGCUCACACACUGGUGAAAAGCCCUUUCAGUGCAAUGUUUGUGGGAGAAACUUCUCACAGGCUGGAAAUUUACAGACACAUUUGCGGCGACAUUCUGGAGAGAAACCAUACAUUUGCGAGUUAUGUGGUAAAAGCUUUACUGCAUCAGGGGAUGUCCACCGUCACAAAAUGGUCCACACAGGAGAGAAGCCACAUUUGUGUGAUAUUUGUGGUCGAGGAUUUAACAACCUGAGUAACCUCAAGGAGCACAAGAGGACUCACGCCACAGACAAGACAUUCACAUGUGACCAGUGUGGGAAAUCCUUUAACACACACAGGAAGCUUGUGAAGCACAAGGCCCGCCACACUGGGGAAAAACCCCACAGCUGUGCCACCUGUGGGAAGAGCUUCAUCGGUUCAGGGGACCUGCAGCGUCACAUAAGGUCACACACUGGUGAGAAACCCUACACCUGUAACGCCUGUGGAAAGAGUUUCAACCGCUCUGCCAUGUUGAGGAUACACAGCAACAUGCACUGCAAGGGGGCUCCAGCUGUCGCGCCGGUUACCGACAACUCUGACACAACACAAAGCUCAGACGCCUCAUUCCCCAAACCUGUCAGCCACAGUAAACCUCCUGCCACAACCAGUGAGCAGAAUUUCCCCAGCAUGAUGUCCCAUGCAGGGUUAGAGAAACCCUCACCACCUACUCCCUCACCACCGCAACCAUCACCCCAUAUUGAGACUCCACCUCCAAGCAUGCACCUCAGCCCAGCUUCUACCCCCACCACCCUUCCAGAGCUGCGCUCACUGGUCCCCCAUCACCUCCUCUCCUCCAAUCACCAGGAGAGAAGUGCAGCCCUGACCGCCACAGACCACAUGAAGCUUUCCAAACCCCACCUGUCUCAGGAGGCUGUGUACGGUCCGUACAUGGAGGAUGGGAAUAUGUCAGUGGAGAUGGGCAGAGGUCCGGUGGGGAGGCCCUACCUUCCACCCACAGACAAUCACUGCAGUUCCCUCUCUUCUUCUAGCAGGCCCAGCAGUGGGUCCUACAGGUCCAAUGAAGGCCAGUUCAUCUCCAGUGUAACUCUGUGGGGCCUGACAAUUAAAACUCUGCAGAAUGACGACAUGGAGCAGUAAAAUGUUCCAUCUUAUAAAGAUAUUAGAUAAACACAUCUGCUAAUGCAGAAGGUGUGUAUUUUUCACUGAUGUUAUUUUAUUUUGAUUGUUACCACUUGACGAAAAUGCUGGGCUCCUGUGGUGAAGCAAAGAUGAAAUAGUAAUAAUGUAAAGUAUUUAUAAGUGGAAAUGUUGUAUUUAUGUGUUUAGAGUUUUCACCAUUACUCAGUAUCAAAGUAAGUGCUUCCUAGUUUCUUAAAUUAAAGGAAUCAUAAAUCUGAGAAAAUCAUGACAAUUGCUGCUCUUAAGACUUCCAAGGUUUACACCCCAGUGAGUGAUAUCACAGCAGAUUUCUUCUAUUAGAUGUUAUCAACGGUAUCAAUCUUAGAGGAUAUCAGAGCCCAUAGAGAGCAGUGCAGUAACAGUAUUUUGACCUCUGUGAUUCAGUGUGGAUUUACUCCUUAAGGUUCCAACUGUUCAAAUGUCCCAGAAUGAAUCUCAGCUAAUAAAAGUGUCACUUUCACUUUGUACAUACUGCACUUUAAAACAUACACAUGCAGAGAUAUUUCAACUAUCAGUGUCAAAUGGGGGUGUAUUAUAUAAAUAUAACAACAAAAGAAGUACAUAAGAUGUUAUGUUUUUGUCUCUGUUAUUUAAUAUACAUUUCUUAUACGAUAUGCUUACACUGCAGCAUAAGAGUUGUCUACAGGGUUCCUACAGCUUAGGGCAAGUUAGAUAUCCUGUUUUUCACCACUCGAAAUAAAAUUUAAAC